Molecule: messenger RNA, 3065 nt
Organism: Mya arenaria
Lineage: Eukaryota; Metazoa; Mollusca; Bivalvia; Myida; Myidae
Product: toll-like receptor 4
Exons: 1
Coding region: 110-937 (275 amino acids)
Biological process (GO): toll-like receptor signaling pathway; immune response
Cellular component (GO): membrane
Molecular function (GO): transmembrane signaling receptor activity
Source: RefSeq, a predicted model, not a curated record
AAUAUAGACAUGGAACUUGAAAUUAAAAAGUUCUUGUUUUCAUCGCCUCGAUAUAACUUCCAACAGAUUAUCAAGUUUGCCGAUAGAGCUAAGGACUUAUUUGGACAAGAUGGCAAACUCAAAAUGUGUUCAAAACAAGUCUGUAAAGGUUACCGUUGAUAUGUCAUACAACCCUCUUGAGUGUUCAUGUGAACAACUUCCGUUUUGGCAAUGGAUUGUUACUUCUAGUGUUAUUGUAACGGCCAGGUCGGUUGAUAUUUGUAUGCUUAAUGGAAAGGUUAUACCUAUUAAAACUAAUACUGACGUUCACAACCUUGUGAAGCUGCUUGAAAAUGAUGUUUGCAAAGACCGAACAUGGAGAACUUGGGCAACUGCUGGUGGAAGUUUGCUGAUAGGAGUUAUUGUUACAAUAACAUUAGGAACAGCUAUGUAUAAAAAUCGAUGGAAGAUCAGAUAUGUUAUUUAUAGUCGUGGACGGAGAUACCGACAUGAAGGGUUUGAACAUAUGUUUUCGCAUGAUGCGAUGAUAUCGUAUUCCAAAGGCAGAGCAAGAUUCAUAAAAACUACGUUGGUUCCUUCCCUAGAGCAGCGGCACCAACUUGAUUUCUGGAUAGCAGAUAGGAACUCCCAAGCAGGUGUAUCUGUCGCUGAGAAUAUCACACAUGCAAUUUGCACAAGCCGGAAAGCGGUGUUACUCAUUGACAGCGAAUAUCUGUCUGAUUCUUGGUGUGACUAUGAUAUGAACAUGGCUCUUGUAGAGUCGGUGGAAACCAAACGAAAUAUGAUAAUUGUUGUGUUGAUGGAAAAGUUUGAGACGAAAACACUUCCUGUUUCAUUUUUACGACUUCUUAAAAAUGAGAGAUCACUGGAGUAUCCAGAUCAGGAGCAGGAUAUUGACACGUUCUGGGCAAAUCUAGUCGAGGAGAUAAAAUCUUGAAUAUGUGAUUCCAGCUUGGUGACCUAGCUCACAUACGCACAGGCCGGAGAUAUAAAUAUGUCUGACAGUAUACUUGACUUGUUGUACAUAUGUGUUCAGAGACUCCUCACCUUCUUCUUAUCGUUUACUGUAAACAAGCGUAUUUAUGUACAUAAAUAAUAAUGAAUAAAGGGCUGUUUAACCGUUGUAAACAAGAAUGUUUUGACAAGUGUGCGAUUAUGGGAAUAUAAACUACUUCAAACCCCCAGUCAACUCAUUGUCUAGUGAAAUCGUAUUCAUCUGAUAGUUCAAAGGCGGUAAUCACAUCAUUUAUUAAUAAUGCUAUUAUGAUUUGUGUGUAAUCUGAGUGUGUUGUUGUACGUGUGUGUCUUCCGCGCAGUGUUUUAUGGCCCCUUUACCUUACCUCAUUAGGGUUUUUAUUCAAUGUUGGACUAUUGGGAUUGUCCUUGCAGAUUUGGUUUUAUUGAUUAUUUUCAAGUAUGGUGGAUAAAGCAUUAUUUAUACUUACCAAUAAAAUUAUACAGCAAUUCUUGGCGUCCACUAAUAAUUGAGUAUUUAAUGUAGAAAUUAGAAGUAAAUUUAUGUUUCACAAAAACAGUUCCGUCUGAUCAAAUGUAUUUAGUGUAUUAGAGUUUGGUCACUUUUUAUAUAAUUUUAAAAUGUUGAAAACUUCUAUCAUAUUAUUAAUUGUAUUUGUUUCAUAAUUAUCUGUUUAAUUGCCGUCUAAAAUAUUGCAUGAUUUUGACAUGAAUUUUGAAAAUCGGAAUCAAUUAUGUAUCACACACUAUGUUUUCUGAUUCUGUUUAACACAUAAAGCAUGCACAAAUCACUCCGCAUUAAUUUACAAAAUAAAUAUUCGUCUAUUUUACAUACUAACGUGACGGAAACGUCUAUUUAUCUUUAGAAAUGGUUUAAAGAUAUGAACUAAUGAAAUACAAUUUUAAGCUGUUGAUAUAAGGGAUUGAACCACUUCUCGUUACUUGCGUGAGGAUACAUCGGAUAUGGACUUAACAGAAACAACUCGAAAGAAUAAAAAAUCCCACCAACAUAAUACACCAUGUGUAUAACAAUUGAAAAACUUACCGUUGUUUCGAAUCACUUCAGUACACUUUUGAAUUAUUCUUCCGAAAUUUGGGGAUUUACUAAGUCUAAGGAAAUUGAAAGAAUCCAUUUAAAGUUUUGUAAACGUUUGUUAAACGUUAGAAAAAAUACAUGUACAGCAAGUGUGUACGGGGAGCUUGGUAGAUACCCUCUAUAUGUACAUAGAUAUGUUAGAAUUAUACAAUAUUGGUUAAAGGUUACAAGUAGCGAUAACAUUAUAAUAAGUAGUGUAUAUGAGUAUGCAUUAUCUGACUGUAAUAAUAGAAAAAAUAACUGGGUAUCAAAUGUUAAAAAGCUUUUGAGCCAGUAUGGUUUUGCAUACGUAUUCAAUAAUCCUAAUAUGAUAAAUGAAAAGUACUUUCUAACUGAAUUUAAAACAAGAAUAAUUGAUUGUUUUAAGCAAGAAUGGUAUAGAUCCCUUGAUAGCCCAGUUUUAUUUUUGUAUAAGGAAUUUAAGACUACUUUUGUGUAUGAAGAUUAUUUGGAUUUAUUACCUAAAAGCUUACGACUAUUUUUCUGCAGACUUAGACUUUCUGCACACCCGUUAAGGAUUCAAACGGGUAGAUAUAAUCGUAAUCGAAUACAACGUGAAGAAAGACAUUGUUUAUGCUGUAACUCAAGAGAUAUAGAAGACGAAUUUCAUUUUAUUUGUACGUGUACACGUUUUGAAACUAUAAGAAAGAAAUACAUAAAACGGUAUUAUUAUUUACGUCCGUCUGUUUUUAAGUUCAUCGAACUGUUAAACACAAGAAAUAAACAAGAACUUAUAAAACUGUCCUUAUUUGUCAAACAAGCUCUGAGUAUUAGAAGAUCAAUUUUAAAUAUUGACUUAUAAUUAUAAUAGUUUUGUUCAUCCUCACCUGAUUUGCAUAUAUAUUUAUUUAUUUUUUUGAAUGUAUUUAUGAUUCUAUUCCAUAGUAUGUAUAACCUAUGUCAUACCAUGUGUUUGUUUAUUUAUUAUUCAUAUGUGGUUAAGAAGAUGAUGUACUUUGUACAAGUCUUAAUAAAAUAUCUGUUCUGUUCUGUU